Molecule: messenger RNA, 4861 nt
Organism: Nothobranchius furzeri (turquoise killifish)
Lineage: Eukaryota; Metazoa; Chordata; Actinopteri; Cyprinodontiformes; Nothobranchiidae
Source: RefSeq, a predicted model, not a curated record
GAUGCUCUGAGCUCUCUCCCAUCAGUUUGCCGUUUACUAUGGCUGAAGCCAGCUCGUUUCUCUUAAGAUUUCUAAUAUUGUCUCUGUUGGCUGUUGGACGAUCACAAGCCACCAACACAUCAUCUUCUGAGAAUCCUGAAAAUGAAGCUGCAAACGCUCCCACUGAUGUACCACCUGUUGAUGCCUUAACACCGAACGGGACAAACGACUACAAUUCCACUGCUUCUCCAUCUGUUUCUCCUCCUAAAGAGAAGCCCUCAAAUGUUUCUGACCCAGGAGACCAGGCAUCUAAUGAACCCCAACAGGAAGCAGCAGCAGAAGAUUCUGAAGAUGACUUGGCACAGCUUCCACGAAGCUGUCUGCCCCAUGGAAACCAGAAGCUGGUUUGCCCAACCCAGGGUCCUCUGGAGUUUGUUUGCCCCACUCCAGAACCCCAGCAGCUUACAUGUCCACCCCAGGUUCCUGCCACACCCAAGCACAAACCAGUGUCUCUUCAAUUGUCUCAGUUGCUUAAGUUGAUAAAGCAACUUGGCUACUCACCUGAUGGUCCCCAGCAGCAGCAGCAGCUGGAACAGGAGCAAAACCAAGAGAAGCUGCUUGGUCUUCUAUCAAAGUGGCUCCAGGAGCUCCAACAGCGUGUUUAUCUGCAAAAGUUGAAAUCCAUGGCCCACCAACAAGGAUACCUGCCCAUGUGGCGCCGUGAUGAUUACCAAUACCAUGGUUACCAGCUCCCAGAGCCUGGAGAUCAUGACGUUGGUCCCCGCCAGCACUAUGGCUACCCACCCCAGGAGCCUCUACACCAAAGCCACGCCCCCAGAAAGUUCAGAGAAAAUCAAAUCCAUGGUUACCCACUGCAGAAGCCUCAGACACCAAUGGCCAAUGAGUUCAAACCUCCCCAUUCCCAUGAUAACCCACCCCAGGAGUUCUUGCAACCUAGUCCUCAGAGUUACCCACCCAGAGGUUCAAUGGAACCCCGUCUUCAAAGUCACCCACCCCAGGAUUUCUGGGAUGUCCCUCCACAAAUGUAUCCCCAGAGAGAGUUUCUACAACCCCAUCCCUAUGUUUACCCUGCCCUGGAGUUAUGGGGGCACAAUCCCCAAGAGUACCCUCCACAAGAGUUCAGACCACCCCAGCCAACCAGCCUCUCACCCCAGGAGUUUCACAAGCCCCAUCAGCACGGUCACCCUCAAGUUCCUACAAAACCCCAGAUGCCACAUCAGCAUCACAAGCGAAGUUUCAAGCCUCUGCCUUCUCAGAUCAUUACCAGGUGGCCUGCUUAUCUGCCCCAAAAACCUUAUUACAUAACCAAUUUGCUCCGGUACCAACCUAAGAGGCCACAAAACAAGCCCAGACCGGGCAACCCCCCUCAGAUGUUUUACUUAAAAGCAAAGUAACCUAAAGUUGCACAUUGGGUCCUUCAGUUGGAUCAAGGGUUCCAGGUUUAUGGGUGGAGUAGAAAUAUCCAUAUGCUUCAGCUGCAGCAAAAAUAUAAAAUAACACGACUUUGUUUUUAAUCAAUGUUUUCUAAUUCUGGCAUGUAAUCUCCAAUGACCUGUCAAAUAAAAGGAAUUUAUUCUCGGAUCUGUGAUGUUUCUGGAUUCUGAUACCAGACUGGAGGUAUCUUUAGCUAUGAGUAGCUUUAACUUUGGAUUAAAAUUUUCAAUAGAAAAUCAAACAAAACUAAGAAACAAACACUCAUGUGCCACGUUAAAAGCCAAAGCAUGAAAUGGGGUUUCAAGAGAUUUAAAACCAAAGAUGCCAACAUAAUCUGCAGAGGCAGUGCAUUCCAAAGCCUAGGGGCAACUAAUGAAGCCCCAUCACCCCUGAGCUUACGUCUUGUUCUUGGGACUUCCAGGAACAGCCCAUAUAUCUGCUCUAUUGGUGAUGUGCUCCAUCUUGCUUGUCCCAGAUGUGCAGCCACGUUCUGCACCAACUGCAGACAAGAGAUGAGACCGGGAAACACCAAAUUACAUCGAAUUUCAAUAAUGUCUCGUAAUAAAAGCGUAAAUUACUGUCUCAAAAUCUUGUUUUGACAGCAAGUUUAUGAUCCUUGGCGAUACUUCUCAGUUAGUUAAAAACUAGAUUUAGUCACCAAACUGAUUUGCCUGUCCAAGAUGAGAUAACACACAAGAAUGUUAUAUUAGGUUUCAAAAUGAGGGGCGAGCAGAUAAAGUUCAACUGCAAAAUCCUCAGAUGAAGCACCAGGACCAAAACCCACAACCUCCAUCUUCUUUUCAUUAAAAAGCAGGAAGUUGGAGAACAUCAGUUGUCUAACCUCAAAAAGAUAUUCCAAGAGAAAAUUCAGUGACUGAUGAUGGCUUCUCUGAACCUGAGUACUAUCUGCAAAGCAGUGAAAACCCCUGUUUCCUGAAAAUCAGACCCAAACCUAACAGAUACAAUGUAAAGAACAAUGGGUCUGAUAUAGAACCCAGAGGAACCCCACAAGUCAAUGAACCAUUAGAAGAAGUAAAAUUACCCAACUUAAACACUGAAGGAUCUAUUUGCCAGGUACACACAAACCAGUCCAGAGCAACUCCACGAAUAUCCACAAAAUGCUGCAGCCUAGAGGUCACAAGAUGUGGUCCAUGGUGUCAAAUGCAACCCAUAAGUUCAACAGUGCCAGAACAACAAAGACUGUUGCUGAUAAAAUAUUAUUAAAGCUGAUUCUGUUCUGUUGACUGGCCUAAAACCAGAUUGGAAUUUUUAAAAAAUAUCAUUGUCCAUCAAAUGCUUGGUCAUCUGAGAGUAUUCAACCUUCUCCAGUACUUUGGAAAUAAAACAAAGUCUGGAGAUAGGUUUGUAACUGGACAAAGCAGAUGGGUCGAGUUCAGGCUUUUUUUAUUAAAGGCUGCCCCACAGCAUGUUUCCAGUUCCCUGGUACUGCCCCAGAGACAAGGCUGUCAUUAAUAAUGGAAAGAACCCAAACACCAACUGAUGAAAACAUGUAUUUCAAAAGCCCAUGGAGCAUCACAUCCGCAUAAUGAGCUACACUUUAGCCACUGCCCAGGGGGCACUGACUAGAGCGAGGUUGCCGUACAUUGUACCCCCAGGUCUUUCUGCCCGCCAUCAGCAGGCAAAGACUCAUAAUGACUGAGAGGGACGUGAACCUGCAACCCUCUGGUUACUUCUCUCCUCUGCCAUCAUCACUCCUUACAAAUCCAGAUCUAAUUCUAAUAGACUGGCAUAUCUAAGGCAUUCUGUAAGUUUUUGUUGUAGUUUAAGUUAGUAAAGACACAAAUAAUUCGUCUCUAACUGCAUUAGCUGGAAUAGACAGUUAAAAGGAAAUUAAAUGAAAUUUAAAAAAUUCCCUUGUACAUAUAUUUAAUAUAACAAUUUAAAUGGUUUUCCCACUUCAGUUUGACCACUUUUUACAAUCUGCACAAUGAAAUUAAAUGGAGUCUGACUUUUUGAGGUUUAAGUUGAUUCCAAAUCUAAAUUUUAAGUAUCCUAUCACAUUUAGGCCUUGCACUGAUGCACACCUAUAGCACAGUUAACAUCACCUGCCACCAUCAUCACAGCUGUUUUCAUUUACCUUAACAAGGUUGGAGAGUAGAGGUAUAAAAGCAGUUCAGGUAGCAUCUUUGCUUUGAUGUUUUCGGUCUCCCUGGUUUUAUCAGCAGUGCUCAGAAAUUACUGGGCUUGCUGUCUUGUCUAGUUAGUAAGAUGGCGUUUCUCUAUGGAUUGCUGGUGCUGCCUCUUCUGGUUCUUGAAAUUCCUCAAGUAAAUGCUGGCCAUGAGCCUUGGGAUUCUCCACCUGAUUACCCGUGGUGGAUUCCAGUAGUUGUGAUGUGCCCGCCUGAAAGGUCGGAGAUCCCCAGCCAGCAUCAAAGAUUCUGUGAGCAAAGGGUUGCAAGACCCCCAAUGUUUCCAGUAGGGGGUCCAGUGUAUCCUGGAAAGCCGCCAAUGUUUCCAGUUGAGCCGCCAAUGUUUCCACUGGGGGGUCCAGUGAAUCCUGGAGAGCCGCCAAUGUUUCCAGUAGGGGGUCCAGUGAAUCCUGGAGAGCCGCCAAUGUUUCCAGUAGGGGGUCCAGUGAAUCCUGGAAAGCCGCCAAUGUUUCCUUUUGAGCCGCCAAUGUUUCCACUGGGGGGUCCAGUGAAUCCUGGAGAGCCGCCAAUGUUUCCACUGGGGGGUCCAGUGAAUCCUGGAGAGCCGCCAAUGUUUCCAGUUGAGCCGCCAAUGUUUCCACUGGGGGGUCCAGUGAAUCCUGGAGAGCCGCCAAUGUUUCCAGUAGGGGGUCCAGUGAAUCCUGGAAAGCCGCCAAUGUUUCCAGUUGAGCCGCCAAUGUUUCCAGUAGGGGGUCCAGUGUAUCCUGGAAAGCCGCCAAUGUUUCCAGUUGAGCCGCCAAGGUUUCCAGUAGGGGGUCCAGUGAAUCCUGGAAAGCCGCCAAUGUUUCCAGUUGAGCCGCCAAUGUUUCCAGUAGGGGGUCCAGUGAAUCCUGGAAAGCCGCCAAUGUUUCCAGUAGGGGGACCAGUGAAUCUCGGGAUGCCACAAAUGUUUCCAGAUGAGCCUCAGUUUCCAGUAGGGGGUCCAGUGAGCCCUGGAAAGCCACCAAUGGCACCCAGUGACCAAAAGGAUCUAAUUGGGGGUCCAGUAGACUUGAGACAAAACCCAACAUUUUCUUUCAGGAAUUAUCAAAUGUUGGGACUGUUGUUUCCUAAGCACCCCAAAUGUCCGACAUGUCAAGAGAAGCCCAAAGGUCCUUCACAUCAAGGGUCCAAAAGUCCUCCAAAACCAAGUUGCUUUGGCAAGUGGCACCAUCCCAUGCAUCCCAGACUAUGCCAUUUGAAGACAUAAUUAUAAGGCAUGUGGCGAUAAAGAUCACUUUGGAUUCCUUUCAAAAUAAAGCCUGACCUUAUGUGUA